Messenger RNA from Cynara cardunculus var. scolymus (artichoke), 369 nucleotides. RefSeq lists its product as uncharacterized. The record is from RefSeq and is a predicted model, not a curated record. Bases 1 to 369 code for a protein of 122 amino acids. NCBI's taxonomy places the organism in Eukaryota, Viridiplantae, Streptophyta, Magnoliopsida, Asterales, Asteraceae. The transcript has a single exon.
AUGUUUAGAGCACUCAGCACCAGAAAAGGUCUUCGAGGAGGAUAUGCCCAAUUGAUCAGCGAAUGCGAGUCCACCGUCGACCAUUUCGUAUCAUCCGAUGCUAAGAUGAUCAGAUCCACCACUUUGCCUGCCAAUUUCUACGGUGAUUCGCCGGUGAAGCUUGUGUGGCAACCCAAAAUUCCGGUGAAGGUAGAUGUGAUAGAAAAGCAAGUGAAGAAGGUGAGCAAGGUUCAUCCAUUGUUCAGCUUAUUYGAGAGGAGGAGCCGGAAGAAGAAGGCGACGGCUAAACCAGAGUUCUCAAGGUAUAUGCAAUACCUGAAGGAAGGAGGAUUUUGGGAUUCCAAUUCAUCUAAACCGGUUAUCUACUAA